This is a messenger RNA of Callorhinchus milii (elephant shark), 1632 nucleotides long. RefSeq names its product ArfGAP with dual PH domains 2 (gene adap2). Gene Ontology annotation, biological process: positive regulation of GTPase activity. Gene Ontology annotation, cellular component: intracellular membrane-bounded organelle; plasma membrane. Lineage: Eukaryota; Metazoa; Chordata; Chondrichthyes; Chimaeriformes; Callorhinchidae. The record is from RefSeq and is marked provisional. Gene Ontology annotation, molecular function: GTPase activator activity; phosphatidylinositol bisphosphate binding.
AUCGGGGGCCGCGGCCAGGAUCGGGGGGCGUUUUGAGACCGUUUUGUUUUUCGCCUCCACAAAAGGCUAUUGGAAUUUAUAAAUGAUGUCGGAUCGGGACAGGAAUAAAAAAGAGUUAUUGGAGUUAUUGAAACAACACGGAAACAGCCAGUGCGCCGACUGCGGAAUCCCAGAACCGGAGUGGGCCUCCUACACCCUAGGGAUAUUUGUCUGCCUGAAUUGUUCAGGAAUGCAUCGCAACCUUUCAGGCAUCAGCAAAGUCAAAUCCAUCCGGCUGGAUUUCUGGGAAGAUGAUUUGGUUGAGCGCAUGAAAACCCAAGGAAACCUUGUUGCCAAGAAUCACUUUGAGGCAGAUGUUCCUCUUUUCUACUACAGACCACAAGCCUCUGACUGCAUGGUUCUGAAAGAUCAGUGGAUCAGAGCCAAGUACGAGCGUGAGGAGUUCACAGGUGUUGACUCUCAGAGACAAGCAGCCUACACAUCAGGUAAACGAGUUGGGGAACUCUGGAAACGUGGGAGGGACAACGGAACAUUUCUGAAGAGAAACUUUAUCCUGUCACAGAAAGAGGGAACUUUACAGUAUUACGUCAAGGAGGCUAAGGGACCGAAGGCUGUGAUUCGAGUGGCUGAUCUGAAUGCCACCUUACAGCCUGAAAAGGUUGGGAACCCCAAUGGGAUGCAGAUCUCUUACCUGAAGGACGGACGCACGAGAAACAUGUUUGUGUAUCAUUCAAAAGGAAAGGAAAUCGUGGACUGGUUGAACGCCAUCAGAGGAGCGCGUCUCCAGUAUCUGAAGGAGGCGUUUCCAACACUGAGCGACAGUAAUCUGUUGCCAAGAUUAACCAGGAAUUACGCGAUGGAGGGCUACAUGGAGAAGACUGGCCCCACGCAACGCGAGCCUUUUAAGAAGAGAUGGUUCACUCUGGACGCACUCGAUCGCAGACUGAUGUAUCUCAAGGAUCCGCUGGAUGCCUUUGCACAGGGAGAAGUGUUCAUCGGUAACUCUGAGUGCCACUAUAGCGUGAAGGAGGGGUUGCAAUCCAGGUCCAGAGGCAACAGGUGGUCUCAUGGAUUCACACUUGUGACUCCAGAGAGGGCUUUCCUCCUGACGUGUGAGAACGAACAGGAUUUCAAACAAUGGAUGGCAGCCUUCAGAGAGAUUAUCCUUCGGCCCAUGUCUGCCCAGGAUUACACAAUUGAGGCAACUUUCAGACGCAGGCAGAGGUGACUCCAGGAGAGAGUGUCUCUCGGUCAGACCAUACUCGAGCAGCGAGGUAUCGAGGACUGCCCAGAAGUUGAAGGAAAAAGUUACCGUUUGGUGCUCGGUUCUGCCAAAUACAGUGUGAGACAGUGACAGAUAGAAUCACAGAAGAGCCAUGCUGCACUGUGUGGCACACAGCCCUGGGUCCAUGACCUGGAUGAGCUUUCUUCACAAAACAGAUGACUAAUUAAAACUGACUUUACAUUUUGAAACCCUUUAAAACACUUCACAGAAUAUAUUGCAAAGUGGAGUGACUGUAUAUUUUGUGGGUGAGACACAGUAGCCAAUUACAGUUGUGGAUCAAGUGACCAAAUUUUGGUUAGAAGAAAAUGUUAAGAAUCCUGCUUUUCCCAUAAAACCUGUUAAUACUU